This is a messenger RNA of Porites evermanni, 583 nucleotides long. The record is from the annotation of a GenBank genome assembly. Lineage: Eukaryota; Metazoa; Cnidaria; Anthozoa; Scleractinia; Poritidae.
AUGUUCUUAUCUUUCAGGUGGAUAGGAGUAGCCACUUGGCGUUGGGUAGCUAAUGAUGAAAAUUGUGGUAUCUGUCGUAUGGCAUUUGAUGGCUGUUGCCCAGACUGUAAAAUUCCAGGAGAUGACUGCCCUUUAGGUAAAUAUCUCAAUUGUAAAAACUUGUAUGAAAGGCAUACAGUGGAACCCCAGUUUUUUUUAACUGCCUUGGAAAUAGCAAACUCAUUCCAAUUAUCGGGAGGUUUGAAAAAUCGGGCUAAAAUUACAGUGUUUGACUGGUGAAUAGAAGUUAGGUGUGGUUUGAAUUAUCGCGAAUUUUGAAAAAUGGAGAGUUCAAGAAAUCAGGAUUCUACUGUAUUGUAGAUAGUUACUGUUGGAAAUUCCUUCUGAUAUUAGGUUAUCCCUUGUGCUGCAGAGAAAUAAAUAAAAUAAGUUACACCUAACAAGACUAUGUUGGUGCUCUCUUUCAGUUUGGGGACGGUGUUCUCAUGUGUUUCAUAUGCACUGUAUUCUUAAGUGGCUCAACUCUCAACUGCACCAACAGCUAUGCCCUAUGUGCAGGCAAGAGUGGCAAUUCAAGGAAUAA